CGCACACGUUAAAAUUACGAUAUAAGGGAAGUAACUCUAUUUCCCGCUCAAACAAUGUCUUCGUCUGACCGUUCCGUCUCGUCUGCGAUUCAUUCAGCUGUUAAAGAAUUUCUCUCUGGUAAAUAUAUUAAAGCAAUAGAAGCAUUAGAUGUAUUACAAUUCCAGACAUUUGAUAUCUCCGAAUGGGUGAGAGACAAUAAUGUUUUUCUGUUUCGGGCGGUGAGGAACGAAUAUGAAGAACACGGAGCAAAUUCAGCGGAAAUUUGGGAAAGUUUUGAGAAGUUUUUGAUGAAGAUUCGCAGUAAUUCUUGUGUUUAUGACGACGCCAAACAAUGUGAGAAGUUAAUUCUUGAGUGUGUUGUUCUCUAUAACUUGUUAUUCUUCCAUACAGCACGACAAUUGGCUGCCACCAGCGACGUGUCUGGAAUUUCUCUGCAAACUCAAAAAUCUCAUUUCGAAAUCACUUUACAAAGAAUUCUUCAUUAUAAGAACAAAGUCGGUUCUGGUGAAGCGGUGUCUAGAAAAUCCAAGACUAGGAAACCAUGUAAGUCAAAUUCUGAUUUUCCUUGGUUUUGUUUCCAACCAGUUUUUUUCUUGUGUUAUUGUCUUGCUGUUUGCACAGACCAACAAAUGAUUGUUGAUAUUUGCCAUAGAUUUCGAAUAGAGGAAUCAAUAAAUGAAUCUGAUUGGAAAAUAUGUUUUGCUACUCCAGUUCUUGUUGGCUUUGAAGAAAAAUUGAAAAAUUCUCACCUUCUCAUACAAGAACUGGCUGUCGUUUUCAAAACGUUCGAUUCUACUCUUCCUCUUACCGAAACUCAUUUCAGACCUGAUGUUUCUCUCUCCCAGAACCCAUAUAAGUCAUAUGUUAUUUAUAUUAAGGCUCAUUCCCUUUAUAUAAAGAAUAUGUUUGAAGCAGUCCUGCAACUUUUCCAGGAGGAAGACACGACCUACUACACCGACGCACAGUCCGUAUUAUUCCUCAAUCUGAAGGCCUGUUGUUAUUUCAAAUUAGGCAAUUGUUGGAGUGCCGUAGAAAAUUUUCAAGCAGCUUUAAAACUCGACUUUUCUUUUCUUGUUCCUUUAUACAACAUUGCCGUUGUCUAUCAACAACAGAAACACGUUCAGGCGGAGCUAGACACUUUGAAGUAUCUCAUUACUGCUUUAAAUUCUACAACUUCCAUUCAAUACAACAUCGUUCAUUUGGGUGAAGACAAUCAAUUGAAACUAAGUCGGUAUUUAGACAUGUACGGGGCACCCCUACGUCUACCUUACAUCAUGUAUCUUAUUUGCAAACGCUGUCUCCAAGAGAACUAUUUAGACGAAGCAUCUGAACAUUAUCUUGAUCUUUUAGGUUAUUUCAGAGAUAACCAUUUCCUUCAGCACUCUGAGACGUAUAUGCUAUCCUGUCCUUUACCCAGCAUCACAGAAAUUCAUCUGGAAGCAGCGUUUUGUAUGUUAAAAGCAGGGAAAUAUGACGAAUGUAUUAUAAUUUGUGAUUGGUUAUUAUCUUGUGUGAAUGGUGACAAUUCUAGAGACUAUCUUCACGCCAGUUCAAUGAUGUUUUCUCAGUUGAAUAGGUCUGAUGAAGAAGAAGACUAUUUUUUACCGGGAAGUUCCCAGUUCUCCAAAGAUCGGAAUUGUUCUAUGACAAGUUUUGGUAAUUCUCCUGGCCAAGACAUUGGCACUAACAAUUCUUUAUCUCAUCUUGCAACCACAUUACUUGCUUUACUGUACAAAGCUGAUUCCCUGGUCCAUAUUGACCAACUGGAUGAUGCUUUACAAACUUUGCAGCUUGCAACACAAACUGUUCAAGAAAAUCCUCAUCUGUUAAGUAAAGUCUUACCUCUUCAGCAACCUUCAGAGAAAUGUCAAAAAGGAGAUGAUGAUAGCUCAGCCAUUCCAUUUUUAGGUGAUGCUACUGAUCCCCAGGCUCCAUUCCUCUCUGUUGUUCAAGCUGUCUACAACAACACUGCAGUUCUACUUCAGAGCAGGCACCGGUACCAAGAUGCUGUGCAUUGCUUCCGGCUGGGUCUUCAGAUUUCACCAAAAGACCUUCUGCUUUCUUUCAACUGUGUCUUGACCCUGAUUUGCUUAAAACAGUUUGAGAGUGGAGCUGACUUGUGGACAACAUAUCGUGAGAUGAAAGGUAGUAAAACAGCUUUGCAUAAACUAUUAAAAUCGAAAAGAACUCAGCUUGAAAGCUUUAAGAAUCAAAAGGAGUCCUUGAAAUCAACACCAAAAUGCACAGAUGAACCAUCUUUGUUUGUUGUUUUACAACUGGACAUUGCUAUUUUGGAGAAUGUCCUUAGAACACGAGAAAAAGCACUUUAAAUGCUAGGUUGGAAAUAUUCUUUGUCCCAGUCCUUUGAGGAGAUUAAAAAUGCAUGAGCUGAGAUUUGGGUAGCAGAGUGAAGUGUAUUGCUUAAGGCUCCACUCAAAUUUCUAUGAUAUACCAUGGUUUUUCUGUUGAAAUAAUUGGUUGACAAAGUAAUUACCCAACCACCUAGUACUAUCUUUUCAACUUCAAUAAUUGAACAAGGAACAACAUUGACAAAGUACCUUUCUGUUUAGAAAUUAAUAAAUACCAUUCCAUAUUGCAAUGGUUCUGUUCUCACUGCCAUUCUUGUAACGUUAUCUUCUUUGAUUACCACUGUGACAGUUUUAUUGUUUCUGUUCUACUAAUUAAACUACAAUCUCUGUGACAUGGUGAGCCAGUUAUAAAGGGACACCCACUCACACGCAUGUGUUCUGGGGGUCUGCUCUGACUACCAUUUGUAACUGUUAUAUAACCUUUGUUCUCGUCUGUUCUAACCACGCCAGUGAUAUUGGUGUAAUUACUGAUACGGGUGUCUUCAUUCUGUGACAGUGGACCAACCAGUUAUAGGAAAAUGUGUGUGCACACACACACACACACACACACACACACACACACACACACACACACUGUAAUAUCUACAUUCUGUGUGGUAUCUGCUCUGCUAGUAAUUCUAAUACAGUCUCUGUUCUGUGAAAGAUGAACCAAUUACAGUUCAAUAUCCACCAUAGAGACGUUGCUAUAUUUAUUAUAGUAUUGGAAACACAGUUUAGUCACAUAAUCGCCCUAGAACUAGGCUAAGUCCUUUGCCAACGUAAAUUUUUUCCCUUUCGUCAUCUCAGGUUCAAUAAAAUAUCUACCAAUAUC
Octopus bimaculoides (California two-spot octopus) is the source of this 3181-nucleotide messenger RNA. RefSeq lists its product as uncharacterized. The record is from RefSeq and is a predicted model, not a curated record. Gene Ontology annotation, biological process: interstrand cross-link repair. Gene Ontology annotation, cellular component: Fanconi anaemia nuclear complex. Gene Ontology annotation, molecular function: protein binding. Lineage: Eukaryota; Metazoa; Mollusca; Cephalopoda; Octopoda; Octopodidae.